Molecule: messenger RNA, 1714 nt
Organism: Papaver somniferum (opium poppy)
Lineage: Eukaryota; Viridiplantae; Streptophyta; Magnoliopsida; Ranunculales; Papaveraceae
Product: AAA-ATPase ASD, mitochondrial-like
Exons: 1
Coding region: 56-1528 (490 amino acids)
Molecular function (GO): ATP binding; ATP hydrolysis activity
Source: RefSeq, a predicted model, not a curated record
UCUUUCUUCUUUUUUCUUUAAGCAAAAGAAACCAUCUUAAUCUUCGACAUUCAAGAUGUGGGGAAUGGGAGAUAGUAAUUAUUGGACAGCAAUCGGAACAAGUCUUGGUUCUCUUAUGUUUUUCUACACAUUGAUAGAACGAUUCUUUCCUCAUGGUUUUGUACAUCAAUAUGUAGAAAAAUAUUGGAAGCGUAUGCUUCGUUUUACUAAUCGUUAUAUUCAGAUUACUAUUGAUGAAUACUCUGGAGAACUCGUAGAUCAGAAGAACCAGUCUUACACCUUCGCCGACGCUUAUCUUAGUGCCGUAGCUAUACAACGUGCAUUGCAGCUCAAGGCGUAUACUCCAAAAAACAGCAACAAGCUUGUUCUGAGUAUGGUUGAUUAUGAGAUGACUACACCUGAUGAGUUUCAAGGAGUUACACUUUGGUGGAUGUUAAGCAAUACCAAUGAAAUCGGCGAACCCCGAAAGGUAGAUACCAGCCGGUCAUUAACGCUUACGUUUCAUAAGAAGUAUCGGCAUUUUGUGACGGAGAAGUAUUUGGAUCAUGUCAUGGAAAAAGGGAAAGAAGUGUUGGCCCAAAAUCAGCAGAGAAAGCUUUACACUAAUAACUCAAGAGAUAAUUGGUAUGAGCAAGAGAUGUGGAGCCAUGUAGUGUUUAAUCACCCUGCAACGUUGGAUAAUCUAGCAAUGGACAAGGCGAAAAAAGAAGACAUUAUGGAAGAUCUUAUUGCAUUUAGCAAAGCUAAAGAUUAUUAUGCAAAGAUUGGCAAAGCUUGGAAACGUGGGUAUCUUCUCUAUGGACCUCCGGGUACCGGAAAGUCUACUAUGAUUGCGGCAAUAUCCGAGUUUAUGAACUAUGAUAUCUAUGAUCUUGAGUUAAAGUCAGUCAGAGGAGGGAAUAGUGAACUGAGAAAGCUAUUGCUGGAUACAUCUGAUAAAUCUAUUAUUGUGAUCGAAGAUAUCGAUUGUUCGAUCGCCCUUACAGACAAACGUAAGACGAAGAAGAAAACACGCAGUAAAAAAAAGAAAUCGUAUGAGCAAAGAUUGGCUGAGAUACGUGGUGACAAGGAUGUAACUCUCUCAGGGCUGCUAAAUUUCAUUGAUGGGUUAUGGUCAAGCACUGGCGGGGAAAGACUUAUCAUUUUUACUACUAAUCAUAUUGAGAAGCUGGAUCCAGCACUCAUUAGACGUGGUCGUAUGGAUAAGCAUAUUGAGUUGGCAUAUUGCUGCUUUCACGGGUUCAAGAUAUUGGCUAAGAACUAUUUGAAUAUUGAUGAUCACCCUUUGUUUGAGACGAUUCGUUGUAUGAUCGAUGAAGCCAGGAUCACUCCUGCUGAUGUUGCUGAGAAUUUGAUGCCUAAGACUGUAAAUGGAGGUGACUAUUCUGAGGUUUGCUUGGGGAAUUUGAUUACUGCACUUGAGAAAUCAAAAGAAGAUGCAGCAAGAUUGGAUGCUGAAAGACUAUUAGAAGAGGAAGAGGAAUCAGAAGAGGAAGAAGAAGAUGAGGAAGAUGAUGAGGAUUUCUGAGUUCAAGUCGUUCUAGCGACAUAGGACCUCUUGGAAACUAGGAUUGAAAUUCGGGCAACAUUUUGAUUUUUCUUGUAUUUUGGGUCUGCCAUAACCAAGUAGGAGUACUAAUUUCUUUUUAAUCUUUAUAUCUUAGAUUCAUUAACGAUUUUAAAUUGACUACAUCCCAUGAAUUCUCGAACUUAA